GACAGGUAUGACCAGUUUGUAUGAGGAAAUAAAAUAGUUUAUACUGUUUUCCAUGCAAAUUCUUCAUAUUUUCUCACCACUUAAACCUUCCUUAAACUUCUACAAAUGUUUCAAAACCAAAAUUAAAUACCCAGUCAUGCCAUUUGAAAGAGUCUGGGAUGCGUCAUGCCCACAUGUGUGGGACCGCUGGGAAUCUGAUGGCACCAGCUGGAUUAUACAGGAUCUGCCACCUGAAGAUGAUGAGGAAGCACUGGAUAUCCUGCUGAAACAUCUGUGUACUGAUGAAGUUUUGUGUGCACUAAAUGAUUUAGUCAACGACCCAGAAAGCAUACGCGGUGCGUCGGAUCUAUGGCGAAGUUCCUUCAAAAAACGAACUACUCUCGCUUGUUAUGCGGAGUCAGGUGGCAAGAGGAAACUGGUGGCAGUCAAUGUAUGCUCCGUAAAGGAGAAGGAGGAUGACGCCAAGCUCGAGCUUGAAGGACAAAAAUGGAUUAAUGUAUAUAAAGUACUUGAGUAUAUGGAAGAGAAAAUUGAUGGCUUCGAGUACUUAGGCCUGGACAAAGCACUUUCGGCCCUAGGACUUGUAGUUCAUAGAGAUUAUAGAGGAAAGAAGCUUGGGGCCAAACUCUUAGCUGCAAGAGAGCCACUAUGCCGCCACCUAGGUAUAAAAGGUACGGUAACAAUAUUCACCGGGGUCGCAGCACAAAAGUCGGCGGAAAGUUGCGGCUUCACAACAAUAUUAGAGAUGACCGUUAAGGAUUUCGCAGAUAUCGGAAUGGACUAUCCGAAGAAUGACCUCAGACUAAUCAAAUACAUGGUCAAAAAGUAUGAUUGAAACUUUAAUAAAUAGCAUACUUGUUGCAUACCCCGAGAUUGGCUGCGUGAGAUACAGGUUGUAUGUAUUUCAUGUAAUAAUACAGGUGCAUAUUCCUGCUACAGACAUUAUUAUGCCUAAAGGAAAACUCCAAUAUAUAAUAUAGAUAGCACAUAAA
Achroia grisella is the source of this 992-nucleotide messenger RNA. RefSeq lists its product as uncharacterized. The coding region runs from base 53 to 835 and encodes 260 amino acids. The transcript has 5 exons. The record is from RefSeq and is a predicted model, not a curated record. NCBI's taxonomy places the organism in Eukaryota, Metazoa, Arthropoda, Insecta, Lepidoptera, Pyralidae. Gene Ontology annotation, molecular function: N-acetyltransferase activity.